CGGCUGUCGUAGCGGCGAGUGCAAAGCCCACAUUUCACGGUGCGUGAUUCGUGAUUGUGAUUGCAUUCACUCAUUCGCAAACGUCUGUUUCGGUAUAGACACAAGAGCCCACCUCACCACUGCAGCACAUUUUGCACGCAUACAGCCCCGCCUCGAAGCGCCCCAGCGGUGAUCGAUUGGAUGGUCCUUCGCCUCGCCUCUGCGUUCACACCGCGCUCAUUCUAUCGAGCUACGACCGCUACGCCCUCUGCCAUCUGGUCAAACCCCACUGAUCUCCCCAGUCUCGCAAAGAUGUCCGCAUCCGCUUCUGCCGCGACGACAGCCGACAGGACGGCGCUGAUCGCAGCGAUCGAUGCGCAAGGUUCCAAGGUUCGGUCACUGAAAGAGCAGUCUGCCGAUGCUGGGCUUGUCAAGGCAGAGGUGGACGCGUUGCUGGCUCUGAAGGAGCAGCUAAAGGCUCUGAGCGUCUCCGCUGGCAGCGCGAGCAAGUCUGCCACAGCAGCAACGGGAUCCAAGAUGGUGCUCAAGACGCCCAAAGGUACGCGGGAUUGGGAACCUCUGGCCAUGGCUGUUCGGUCGCAAGUCUUCGAGAGCAUCACGCGCGUCUUUCAAAACCAUGGCGCGGUCACCAUCGACACGCCGGUGUUUGAGAGGAGAGAGAUUCUGGCUGGAAAGUAUGGAGAGGACAGCAAGCUGAUAUACGAUCUGAUGGACCAAGGCGGCGAGCUGUGCAGCCUGAGGUACGACUUGACUGUCCCUUUUGCUCGCUUCGUCGCGAUGAACCCGAUCGAGUAUGGCUCCAUGAAGAGGUAUCACAUUGCAAAGGUGUAUCGAAGGGAUCAGCCCGCCCUGUCCAAGGGACGCUUCCGCGAAUUCUACCAGUGUGACUUUGACAUUUCGGGAUCGUACGAUGCCAUGGUGCCCGAUGCGGAGAUUCUUUUGAUCCUCGUGGAAGCACUCACUGCACUCGACUUGGGCUCCUUCACAGUCAAGAUCAACCAUCGCAAAAUCUUGGACGGAAUCUUUGACGUGUGCGGAGUACCGGCGGACAAGACGAGACAGAUUUCUAGCGCAGUGGAUAAGCUGGACAAGAGCCCCUGGGAAGAGGUCAGGAGGGAAAUGACGGUGGAGAAGGGACUCGAUGGGGAGACUGCUGAUCGGAUCGGAGAGUACGUCAAGCUAAAGGGCGGCAGAGAUCUCAUCACAAAGCUGUUCGGCGAUGCGAGACUGACUUCCAGCGCGAGGGCGGUGGAAGGCCUCAAGGAUAUGGCGACGCUCUACGAUUAUCUGGACAUUUAUGGAAUUUCUGAAAAGAUGAGCUUCGAUCUGAGCCUUGCCCGCGGAUUAGACUACUACACCGGCAUCAUCUACGAGGCGAUCACUGCCGCUUCUGCGCCGCCCUCUUUCGCAGCUGCAAGUGGUGCGGAGGUAUCGGGCGCGCAAGCAGAACAGUCGAAAGCAAAAUCGAAAAAGAAGACGGCACAGGGAGAGGAGGAAGAGAUCGACGAGUCCACGGUAGGCGUGGGCUCCAUCGCUGCUGGUGGACGGUACGACAAUCUCGUUGGCAUGUUCAGCGGCAGCAAGAAGCUCGACUCGGUACCUUGCGUCGGCGUCUCCAUAGGCGUGGAGAGGGUAUUUGCGAUUCUGAUGCAGAGGAUCAAGGAAGCGGAAAGGAAUGGAGAAAAGUCUCGCUUCAGGGCCAAGCCGGUGGAUUGCUUUGUGAUGAGCAUGGGUGGGGAUGGCUUUUUGAAGGAGCGCAUGAAGGUCGCAAAGCUGCUGUGGGAUGCCGGCAUCAAGGCAGAGUUCUUGUACAAGGCGAAGCCCAAACCCGGACCGCAAUUUGCAGCUGCUGAAAAGGAUGGCGUGCCGCUCACGGUCAUCUUGGCACCUGAGGAGUGGGCUUCGCAAGAAGUGAGGGUGAAGGAGCAAAAGGGCAAGGAUAGCGUAGAGGGACAGGGAAAGGGGCAAGUCGUCGGGCUGGACCAGCUGGCUGCGUAUGUCGCUCGUCUCUUGAAAGAGAAUGCGGCCUGAAGUAGACUUUGCUGCUUCGUAAUACCACGCUGUCCUGGUUGCGCGCGCCAGUCGAGUGGUGACCGUCAUUUGUCGAGUGGAUGCAGACUUGAGU
Messenger RNA from Ceraceosorus guamensis, 2125 nucleotides. RefSeq names its product histidyl-tRNA synthetase. Gene Ontology annotation, cellular component: mitochondrion. The record is from RefSeq and is a predicted model, not a curated record. Gene Ontology annotation, molecular function: aminoacyl-tRNA ligase activity; ATP binding. NCBI's taxonomy places the organism in Eukaryota, Fungi, Basidiomycota, Exobasidiomycetes, Ceraceosorales, Ceraceosoraceae. The transcript is spliced from 5 exons. Bases 292 to 2031 code for a protein of 579 amino acids. Gene Ontology annotation, biological process: mitochondrial translation; tRNA aminoacylation for protein translation.